AAUUCACGUCACACGAAGGAGAUUUCUUCUUCCAUUCAGCUCGUGAUAAAAAUAUAACACUACGCCUAAGUGAAAGCUCGAGUUUUUUUAUCAACGAUAUCAAUGUGAUAAAUUCCUUACAAAAAGCUUCAGAACAAAGUAAACCUACAGACGAAAUCAGUAUCGAAAAAUUACCCAUUCAAGUGCAAAUUUUAAAAACCGAUAUCCAAAGAUUUGCAAUUCGAUUGAGACGUUAUGAAAAUAGGACCUCAUCGUUGUCUAUGAACCGUGUGAGAUUUCUUCAAACACGGUUAUUGACUCUCGGGACUCGAGUAAAUAGAAUAAUCCAGAAGCUUUUAACCAACAAUUGUGAAUCGAUUCCUUGUAAAAAUGGUGGAACUUGUUAUAAUUUGUAUGAAGAUUUUAACUGUGAAUGUCCCAAGACCUGGACGGGAAAAACCUGUGAGACAGAUGUUGACGAAUGUCAAAAUUUCAACGGAACCGAUUUGGGUUGUCAAAAUAAUGGAGUUUGUAUAAAUUUGCCAGGAAGUUAUCGAUGUAAUUGUACAAAUGGUUUCCUUGGAGCCCACUGUCGAGAUCGUGUGGCUGAUUGUGCCAAAUCCAGACCCGGUGAGUUAUGUGGAAAGGGUCAAUGCAUUCCAGCAAAUAAUACCUUGGGCUAUCAGUGUUUGUGUGAUGCUGGGUGGAAAGUUGACAAUAUCACACAGUCUUGCACGGUUGAUAUUAACGAAUGUCUAGAAUCGUUGGUUUCAUGUCAUACAAGUUGCAUCAACUUACCUGGAGCCUUUGCUUGUGGCCCUUGCCCAAGUGGAUACACUGGCAAUGGAGUCAAUUGUCGGGAUAUCAAUGAAUGCGAAAAGGAUAACGGAGGUUGUAGCAUGAUGCCGAAAGUUCAAUGUAUUAAUACCGAGGGUUCACAUCGAUGUGGAAAAUGUCCUCCAGGUUGGACGGGUGAUGGCACUUAUUGUAGCCAGGCGGAAACUUAUUCAUGUGAGUCAACUAAUAUUUGUCAUCCACUGGCUAAAUGUCAGUAUAUUUCGAAUGUGAUGGUUUGCGUGUGUCCGGAGGGCUUAGUAGGCUCUGGGUAUGGACAAAAAGGUUGCAGAUCGGGUUCAGCUAAUCCCUGCAAUGAACACAAUUGUCAGAACGGUGGAACAUGUGUGAAUGUUGGUGGCAUGGCAACAUGCAUAUGUCGUGAUGGCUUUGAAUCUGCUCAUUGUGAAAUACAAAACAUAUGCUUAUCAAAUCCAUGUUUAAACGGUGGAACCUGUACCAAACACCACAACGAUACCAUUUGCGUUUGUCCUCGUGGAUACUCUGGGAACCUUUGUCAAACCAGAAAUGCAGUUUGUGGCAGUGUAAUAACUCAAGCUUCUGGGGACUUAACAAGUCCCACAGCACGUGGAAGUAACGUUUAUGGUCCAAAUCAGUCAUGCGCUUGGGUUAUUCGGACUGAUUUCGAUCUCAUUCUGAAUGUGACGUUUAGCCGUUUUGACAUUCAGUUUGAUGCAACAUGCAGCAAGGACUGGUUGCAAAUCAAUGAUGGCAAGUCUCUGUCAGCACCAGUAAUUGGACGAUUUUGUGGCAAUGAGUUACCAAAAGGAAGUGGUAACCUUCAAUCUUCUCAUAACACACUGUUUUUGUGGUUCCACACGGAUUAUGCUAUUAAUGGAACUGGGUUUGCUUUGAGUUGGACAAGUGUCACACCGAUUUGUGGUGGCCGCUUUAAUGUCGAUGACCAAGGUCACGGGGUCAUUAAAUCACCAGCUUAUCCUGGUAAAAGUCCACCAAAUCGUGAAUGUGAAUGGGAUAUAAUUGCUCCCUUAGGGAAACGUAUACUGUUUCGGUUCUUCGAGGUGGUAAUGGACAAUUCAGCUAAUUGCACAAAGGAUGCAUUGAUUCUUUAUGAUUCAAAUGAAGUAUUGGAGAAGAUUUGUGAAACAGGCGUUCCACCACCUAAAUAUUCAUCAACCAAUUCGGUUAAGGUACAUUUCCACACGGAUCUUGCUAAGCAGGAUAGCUUGUUCCAUAUGCAUUAUGAGGUUGUCGAAGGCAAGCCUGGUUGUGGUGGACUUUUGACGGAAGAAAAGGGAAAAAUACUCUUCACGGUAGACCUGAAUAGAUGUGUGUUUUUGAUUCAGCAACCUGUUGGAACAAGGAUUGAAAUAGCGUUUGUCAAACAGGAACUAGAAGAGGGAAGUGCUUCGUUUAAGAUCUACGAUGGAAGGACUGAGGAUGACCCUGUUAUAGCUGACACUGAUGGAGAGUUAUCCCCUGGGAAUUUUACAUCGAAUGGAAAUUCGUUAUUGAUUGUCACGCAAGUUGAUUCACCUCCUUGGGUUAUAGGGUCUUAUCCAAAUGCCAUUGUGUUUGAAGCAAAUUUUAAACGAGUUUGUGGUUAUGAGUUGCGGGACCCAUCUGGUGGAACUAUAAAGACUCCGAACUAUCCCAAACCUUAUUAUGAGGGAUUAGAUUGUGUCUAUUCUGUUGUGGGACCUCUUAAUUCUGUCGUUCAUUUACACAUAACUGACUUUGAUAUAUCGGAGUAUGAUCAAGGCUGUGAUGAUGGCGCUGACUUCAUUGAUAUAUAUUUUUCACUAAACGGACCACCUCAACGUCACUGUAAAGGUGGACAGAUGCAUGUUAUUGCUCCAAGUAACUACCUUGACUUGGGCUUCCAUUCAAAUACCAAUCCCCAGAAACGAAGAGGUAUAUCAGCAGAGUAUUAUUUCGAGAAAAUAGGUUGCGGUGGUGUACUUCGAGAAGCUGUAGGCAGUUUUGAACUUUUGAAUCCUUCAAGCCCCACCAAUUCGUAUUGUGAAUGGAUCUUAGAAGCACCUGAUUCGAAUGUUAUUUCAUUAGAUCUUACAUACCGUCGAAGUGGAACAAAAUGUGCUUCAGGUGAGGUUGAUUUAAAGAUUUUUCUAAACCGAACUGGAAGUAAUGAUGGACGUUUAGUUGAAAGCCAUUGUGGUGAUGAAAAAAGGAUUGUAACAAUUUUGCCGUCAAAUAUAGCUACAGUUUUUCUAAAACUAGUACCGCCAUCUAUUGGAAAUGCAGUGUCAUAUGGAAUUAGAGCCAACUACACAUUUACUCCAAGAUCAUCAAGUUGUGGAGGAAACUAUAGUUUGCUUUCGGGAUCAAUUCAAUCACCUGGCUGGCCUGAUGAAUAUUUCGAAUCCACAGACUGUAUUUGGGUCAUACACGCCCCCUUGGGAAAUAAAAUUGAACUAAUUCCCAGAAAUUUCUCCCUCGAAACAAGUUACAAAGAAUGUCGUGAUGAUUAUUUGGAAAUAAGAAAUGGCAUGACAGAGGCGUCUCCAUUGAUUGGAAAGUUUUGCGGUACUGAAAUUCCACCGCAUAUUCCCUCGUUUACCAAUCAUCUUUAUCUACAUUUUCAUUCGGAUGCAUCUCUUAACUAUCCUGGUUUUGAUAUUAUCUUCCAACAAACUUCGACAGGCUGUGGAGGAUCACUUACUUCUCAUACGGGAUCGAUAGCUUCACCGCAUUAUCCAGAACUUAGUCGUGGGCCGGUUCAAUGUGAUUGGAAGAUUACAAUUAGCAAAGGUUCUUCAAUCGAUGUUCGAAUUACGAAAAUCGGUCCAACUGCAAAUUUAUGCUCAAAUGAUGUCCUAACUAUUUAUGACGGUCCAGACAGUUUGUCCAAGAAAUUAUCAAUCAAUUGCUCUUCGGAUGGAGACAUUAGAUUAAGCUCAAGUAAAAAUGUGAUUUAUAUUCGAUAUGUUCUGCCAGAUGACGGAGCAGCUGAAGACCAGCAAUUUUACCUCGAAUAUCAGACAAAUUGCCAACAAACCUUAAAUUCAGUUGAAGGUGUUAUUGAGUCACCAAAUUUCCCAAGCAACUAUCCUGACUUUCUUAAAUGUGAGUGGACAAUUGAAGGUCGUAAGGCUGAAACCAUUACAUUGACUUUUUCACAUUUCGAGCUUGAAGCUCUGGAUCUACAGUGCCGGUAUGAUAAAUUCGAAGUUAUCGAUAUGAAGGGGGAAGAUGUAUUACAAAGUCACAAAAUCUGUCGAGAUCCAGCGGGGCUUUUAACUUCUGAUGGGAAUAAAUUUGUGGUUAGGUUUACAACGGAUUCUAAUAACAAUGGAAAUGGCUUCCGAUUGGAGUACAAACGGAACGGGUGUGGUGGAUACAAGAACGGUCCUAUGGCUUGGUUUGGUUCACCAAACUAUCCAUAUAGUGUUGAUGUCGAUUGUGAGUGGUUUAUCGAAGCUCCAGCUGGAAUGCAAAUUGUUUUAGACGUUACGGAAGUUCAUAUCGAAGGUGGCGAUGGGAAUUGUUCAACUAACGGUUUGAUUGUUAAAAACGAUAAGACCGAUUCUGGAACUCUACUAAGAGCUUGUGGCAUUCAAACGGAACUAUCAACAAUAACAUCACAAGGAAGCACAAUGUACGUUCGAUUUUACUCGGAUUCUGUACGAUCAAGAAAGUAUAUGAAGGCAUCUUUCCGAAGAACACAAGGAAAGUGUGGCGGUGUGAUUCACAGCAAACACGGCGAAUUAUAUUCACCAAACUAUCCAAACAACUAUUCAACAAAUACCUACUGCGAAUGGAUGGCAGCUAUAGGAAACGACUUUGUGCAAUUAUCCUUCGAGUCCCUAGAAACUCAUCAAUCUUUCGGAAAUAAAUGUGCAAAUGGGGUCCUAGAUGUUUACGAUGGUUUAAAAAGUGACGAAAAAAGUCAUCUUUUAGGUCGAUACUGUAAUGAAGGUAUAAGUCAAAGGAUAUACCUAACGUUUAACAGCGUUAUGCAUGUGAUAUUUAACUCUGUCGAUAAGCCACCUGGCAAGGGCUUUGUAUUCAAAUACAAAAAGGUAAACUGCGGGGGCACUUUAACAAAGGAAGCGGGAUCUUUCAGAGCGAAGGAGGAAGAUGGAUAUUGUUCUUGGGCGAUUUCAGUUCCAGAAGAAUCUCGUGUAACGAUAACGUUUACGCACGUUGAAUGUCAUUGUGAUGGCCUAAGCCCAGAAGAAUGCGCAAAAAGUCGAGGUUUAACGAUUAAAAUAUCAAACAGAGAUUAUACCCAUAUCUGUGAAGGCCAUCCUCCUGAUAUAACCCUCACCCGUUCAGGCCGAAUAGAUUUAAAUUCUCAACGUAUGUCAUACACUGCAAAAUAUACUCGUACUGAAACUGCUUGUGGAGGUGUCUUAACUUCAUUGCGUGGUUCAUUGGCAUCUCCAUUCUAUCCAGAAUCAUAUCCAUCGAAUGUGGAAUGUAUUUGGAUCCUCAAUGCACCAUCGGGAAAUUAUUUGGAAUUGACAUUUGACCAAAUGAACAUAACCAAUUCAGAAAAUUGUAAUCUAGACUAUUUAGAGAUUCGUGAAACAUCAAUCACUGGAAGAUUGCUUGGUGUAUUUUGUUCUAAUGUUAUACCGAAGGAUAGUCUUCAAGGAUUCGAAAGAAUUUGGAUAAAAUUCCGAAGUGCCGAAGGCAGUACUGGAUUAGGAUUUAGACUAUCUUGGACAAAUUCACAAUUGAAUGAAAUCAGUGGAUUUAAUGGGAAAAUUAAAUCACCGUCGAUUGUGUCAAUAAGAUCAGAAAAAGAACCAUUCCAAUGGAGGAUAACAGUACCGAGAGAUAAUCUGAUUUCGUUAACUUUUAAAGAAUCUAAUGGUGGUUUGAAGUUGUUCGAUGGUUUUGACAGUAGUGCUCUACCAAUUGAAAUCCAACUGUCACCGUGGCAGGUAACAUCGAGUAUGAAUGUCAUUUAUCUAAUGACAGAUAAUCAAAUGCUCGAUCAGUUCAUCAUUGAAUGGAAAGCAAUAUCUAAAGAUGUAAUAACACAAAAUCAGCCAAUUAAUACCUGCAAUGAAACUCUACAAAUAUCAUAUGGAACAACAGUGACAAUUUCAUCACCAGGCUAUCCAACUGGCUAUGAAAAUAAUUUAAAUUGUCAAUGGCUUAUCAAGCCAGAUCAUACAACAAGACAUGUUGUAGUUAAACUUUAUGAAGUUCGUUUAGAGAAACUUGACAGUUGUUAUGCUGAUUAUUUGAAAGUGUUCACCUCAAAUGAUUUACUGAAUUGGCAUGAAGAACUUAAAAUAUGUGACAGUCCUGCAAAAGGACCUAAUCCAAUAGCUGUCAUCCAUGGAACUCCAUAUUUAAAAUUACAACUUACAACCGAUUCGUCACUAAAUGCAACUGGUUUCACGUCAAAAGUGUUCACAACUUGUGGUGGUAAUUUGACAAAUUCAAUUGGAAGAAUACUUGACACAGAUAUUGUAAGUCCUGGCAAUGAAUGGUACCUACAAAAUUGUACUUGGCACAUUGCAGUUGGCACUGGCAGAAAAAUUCAAUUCACAUUCAAUUUCCCGAAGAACAUGAGUCAACAUUCAUCUGAUCAAUGUGAGAAUUAUGCUCUAAUACGCGAUGGCGUAAAUGAUGGAUCGCCUAUUCUUCCUCCAGGAAGAAUUUGUUCGAAUAAAGAAAUCAAUGGUUCAAUAACUACGAGCUCAAAUCGGGCUACGGUAAGGUAUAUCCUCAAACCGAGUAGUUCCUUUUACUUAUAUGAAACACCUAUGUGGAAUCUAACUUAUCGUGAGUACAGCCAGUGUAAUGGGGAAGUACGUUUGACAUCAUACUCACCCUCCGAGUUGAUAAGCUCACCAAACUACCCUAACGUUCCCGAUCCACACACAGAGUGUAUUUGGAUUAUAAUAGCGCCACCUGGUGAGACAGUUCAAGUUGAAUUUGUCAGCAAUUUCGACAUGAAUGUGCGACAGUGUUCGAAGGAAUUUAUUGAGUUCCGUGAUGGAGCAACAGAAAUGGCAAGAAAAAUAGGCAAAUACUGCAGCAAACCAGGAACAAUUCGGUCGUCAGGUAAUGUUCUUUACAUGCGCUACCUUACCGACAUCGCAGAACCACGCAAUGGUUUCAAAGCAAACGUUUCGCUGUCGACUUGUGGUGGAACAUUUACCCAAUACAAUAAUUUUAUAACAUCAGCGAAUUAUCCAGCACCAGGUGGAUAUCCGUCGAAUUCAAUAUGUGAAUAUGUCAUAAAAGUAUCAUCAUUUGCUCGUGUCAAUUUGACAUUGAUUGAUAUUGAUCUGCCAUUCGAUGCGGCGAAUUUGAAUAGCUCCGAUCAGAUAAGAAUCUAUCAGAUUCUGCAAGGCGAUUCGCAAAGAGUUGAAGAUGAAUUGGCAGUUAUUUAUGGCAAUACAACUACACCGACAGCUAUGCAAGUUGAUACCAAUGAAGUCCUGAUUCGAUUUUACAGUUUUAAAGCGAAUACAAAAUUUCGUGGUUUUAAGGUUAAAUACGAUCGCUUAUUUGGCGCAUGCUUCAAGGAUGUUUCUGGUGACAAUGGUGUGCUGACACUUAAUAUUGCACCACGGCGAAUGGCAAUGUUCCUAUUGUGCCGAUGGAAAAUAACAGUUCCCAAGGGUAAACGAGUGAAGUUGGAUGUAAUUGAGGUCGAUGGUGGAGUUCAAGAGUCUGAUUCAGCUAAAAACUUUAGAACGACCUUCUACAACGACUUCCAAAUGCUCUCACGCAUCACAAUGGUUGAUUUGAACAACAUAACAACAUCCACGUCGAUAAGUUCUUCGGACAAUAAAAUGUUUGUUCGAAUUUUCGGAGCAUACACAACGAGUCUGCGUCGCAUGAGGGUUGAGUAUUCAUCAAUUGAAGAGUCAAACUGUCCCGAUGAUAUCACAGAAGACAGUGGUUCUUUUUCGGUUGCGAAAUUAGGUUCCGCACCGAAUUUCUAUUGUUCUUUUGAUUUUGAACUAAAUGGCGCCCAAACAAUGUCUUUCAAUGUUUCCAGUCUGAUUGUCGAAAACCGCGAUCAACGUUUACCUUCUUUCGCUGUGCGUUUCAAAGAUGAACGUAAUUUUGAAACACUUCGAAUAUUAAGCAGCAAUUUGACCAACAGCGUCUUUGCAAUUUCGCCCAAACAUGGUACCAUAAACAUUCUCCAGAAUGAUGGAGUUCGGGUUAAAGAACUCGAAGUUUCUUAUAAGAAAAAUCCAUGUGGAGGUGAAUAUCGUUUAGGACAAAGGUUCGAGAUUUCAAUGCCAAACUUAACCGCCGAAUAUGGCAGUCUUGAUUGUGCUUGGCAACUUUUGACAACUUCAAAUCAAAAUGGCUAUGAUUUAAGGGCGAAUUUCAGUUUUACGCUACCCUGCGAAGACGAAUAUGUUACCGUUCAUGCGGGACCUUCAAAUGAAUAUUUCGAAAUUGCCAAACUUUGUCAGGGUCAAACUUUCAACAUAUCUCGUCUGAAUUCGCUGCAAAUUUACGUAUUCUAUCACACAAAAUCAUUCAAUCCAAAUAGUCAAAUGCGAAUUGCUUUUGAGCGAGCUACAAAAUGCAGCGACAAAAUCAAUUUGGAAAUAUCAUCAAUGGAAUACUUGUAUUUCACUUCGACUGAUUACAAGAAUAAUCUCGAGUGUGUGUGGGAUGUUCAAGCGAGUGAAGGUUUCUACUUGCACAUUCAAUUUAGCGGGCGUUUCUUCAUUGAAGAAAGUCAAAAUUGUACCAAGGACUUUCUAGAGAUAAGAAAGUUUGAAAACAACGAUUGGGUAUCGAUGCCAAGGUAUUGUGGUAGGAAUUUACCAUCUUCAAUAAAUACGACCUCAUCGAGACUUCAGUUGGUCUUCCAGAGUGACGAGGCGAAUACUGGUGAUGGGUUUAGUUUGUCCAUCAAAAAAACUUGCUAUGCAGUGUUUAAUGUCACGAAUGAGCAUCAAGUGAUCAAAUACCCAUCUCGAUGGAGUAUGACAAAAAUUCGUAUGACUUGUGACUAUAUUCUAAAAAGCUCUGACCCUAACAAGUAUAUUCAGGUACAGUUUAACAAGUUUGCCCUUGGCUACCGCAGUCGCUGUACACUGACCCAAGUUACGGCGAAAAAACAGACCUCAGAUGGUUAUUCAGUUGAUAUGGGACCAUAUUGCAAAGACAAUGCUGUAAGCGAAUUAAGAGCCAAGGACUCUAUUUCGAUAAACUAUGAAGCUAUUUUAGAAACAGGAGGUUAUGAAAUAGAAUUCUUCUUAGACAGUUGUGGCGGCGAAGUGAAUAAACCCAUGUGGAUAUCAAGUAUGAAGAAUGAAGCAGGUGAUGGUUAUGCCCAUAAUAUGAAUUGUAUUUGGAAUAUCACGGCUCCAGUGGGUCAUAAUAUUGUGAUUCACUUCAAGUACUUAAUUCUGGAGGAAAACUCUGAUUGUACACUGGAUUAUGUUUCUAUUUACAAAGGUUCCCAAAUGGAUAGUGACAAUCUUGAGGCGAAACUUUGUGGCAAUCUUACAAUUAAUCCACCAAGUUUCCAUAUUGAAAGCAAUUCAGCAGUUUUCGCUGCAACUUCUGACUCAUCUAUAUCACGAGAUGGAUUUUCAGCUCGGAUAAUGUUUAGCAGAGCAUGCGACGAGCGAAUUACGCUGACAGAAGCCAAUUCGCCAGUUGAUAUUGAUCGAAAUUUGACAGUUUUCAGUGGCGAAGUUAUGAGUUGUAAUAUUCGUGCAAUGGCGCCACCAGGUUUUAGAAUUGAAAUGGAAUUAAAGGAGUUAAAUAUUAGUAAGCAAAAUCAAUCAUGUGGCGCAGUGUGUGAAAAAAGCUGUGAACAUUUAGAAAUCGUUGACAGCUUAAAAGCUGACAGUUUAGUUUUGGGACGAUACUGUUGGUUAGGAGCAGUUAAGCCAAAAUUGAUUUCUUCCUUUAAGGAUGCUAUUAUUCGAACAAACUUUGAAUUACCGGGAAUUCAUCUAUUCAAAGUGAAUCUUCGCCUAGUUCCAGCAGAAUGUGGCAGUCGAAGUGAAUAUUUGCUGGAUGAUGAAAGUAGCAUUGAAAUUGAACCGUUAAGAGGAUCAAAUGGUUUAUAUCCACCCAACACUCAUUGCACUUGGAAAAUUACGUCAAGAUUUGAAUAUGAGCUUAAAUUCACCGAGUUUAGUCUUCAAAAUAAAUCCGAUGUAACUGGUAAAUGCUUGGACUAUGUUCUCAUUAAAAGUUCAGAGUCGUAUGCACAAAAUGUCGUUAGCGAGCAUUGUGGGACUAUUCCAUCAUAUGUCAUCAAAGUUGACCGUUCCCGCUUGGACGCUAUUGCAGAGAUAACAUUCCAUAGCGAUGAAAAGGUUGAGUCAACCGGAUUUAUACUGACAGCAAGGAAAACAAAUCUUUGCAAUCGAACAUAUACUCACACAGCUGGUGUGUUGAGUGGAACUAUUAUAGAUGAAGUUAGCUGUCAAAAUGACAUUUUACUACCAGAAAAUUAUACAGUAAAUUUGUAUAUUCCCAGCUUAUAUUUAAGAGGUUCAAAUUGCUCCGAAAAUUUUAUUCGAGUCAUUGAUAAAAAAACAAAUCGUCAAAUUUAUGAAGAUUGCAUGGAAAAUUAUAGCGGCAGAAAAAUCUAUACGUCUACUCCUGAAGUCCGUUUAGACUUUAAAGUUUCCAGGUAUAGUGAAUCGGAGAUAUUUUACUAUGCAAGUCCUAAGGCAUCACUACAAGGUUGCGGUGGGAAUUUGGAAAUGCCUAGUGGAUACAUAAUGAGUCCUAACUAUUUAGAGUACAAGAAUUCUAGUGUGUGUCGAUGGAAUUUGACAACAACCUCACCAAAUCGGAUAGAAUUGUUCUUCCAUGAAUUCAAUAUGGGAUCAGCUUGUAAGGCAGAUUAUUUGAAUGUUAUUGAAACUUCAAGCAAUGGGACCGAAUGGAUUUCAAAACAUCAUUGUGAACAAGACCCGGUUCAAUUUUACGUUUCACAGAGUAACAGAUUAUCAAUUGUUUCUGUGGCUGCUCGUGAUUUCGAUGGGACUGGCUGGUUAAUACAUUUCCGAACGCGUUCGGAAAGCUUAAGAAAAAAUUCAAUUAUUACAUCAGAAGACGAAAACAUUAUAGAACUUAGAUGAAAAAAAAAAACAUUAAAUAAAUUCUUUUGAAAUUUAAACUAUUUGAUUUUAUUAUUUUUUUAAUUUUUUCUUUGAGAUUUUGUCACUGUUUUGAGAUCAGAAAGUAUUUGUAUUGGUUUACUUU
Episyrphus balteatus (marmalade hoverfly) is the source of this 10989-nucleotide messenger RNA. RefSeq names its product cubilin homolog. The coding region runs from base 261 to 10865 and encodes 3534 amino acids. The transcript has 26 exons. Gene Ontology annotation, molecular function: calcium ion binding. Lineage: Eukaryota; Metazoa; Arthropoda; Insecta; Diptera; Syrphidae. The record is from RefSeq and is a predicted model, not a curated record.